AUGGCCACCAAGUUAACUCCUGUUAUUUGUGAAUCCGCACCAGCUGCUGCGGCUUCUUACUCCCAUGCUAUGAAAGUGAACAACUUAAUUUUCCUUUCUGGUCAAAUUCCAGUGACGCCAGACAACAAGUUGGUUGAAGGCUCCAUCGCUGAUAAGGCUGAACAAGUGAUUCAAAACAUUAAAAACGUUCUGGAAUCAAGCAAUUCCUCAUUGGACAGGGUCGUCAAAGUAAACAUUUUCCUGGCAGAUAUCAAUCACUUUGCUGAAUUCAACUCCGUUUAUGCCAAGUAUUUCAGCACUCACAAACCUGCUAGAUCAUGCGUUGCCGUUGCAGCUUUACCAUUAGGCGUUGACAUGGAAAUGGAAGCCAUUGCUGCAGAAAGAGAUUAG
This is a messenger RNA of Saccharomyces paradoxus, 390 nucleotides long. RefSeq names its product putative isoleucine biosynthesis protein HMF1 (gene HMF1). The transcript has a single exon. Lineage: Eukaryota; Fungi; Ascomycota; Saccharomycetes; Saccharomycetales; Saccharomycetaceae. Bases 1 to 390 code for a protein of 129 amino acids. Gene Ontology annotation, molecular function: deaminase activity. Gene Ontology annotation, cellular component: cytosol; mitochondrion. The record is from RefSeq and is a predicted model, not a curated record.